Molecule: messenger RNA, 378 nt
Organism: Portunus trituberculatus (swimming crab)
Lineage: Eukaryota; Metazoa; Arthropoda; Malacostraca; Decapoda; Portunidae
Exons: 1
Coding region: 1-378 (125 amino acids)
Source: RefSeq, a predicted model, not a curated record
AUGAAGCGGGAACAAAGGCAUCAUAUUAGGCAACAGGUUCGAGAAACAUCCAUGGCUACUCACACUGAGUCACACACAGGUUAUGGGGAAAGCCUCUGUGGUGACAAUCAUGGUCUACUGGCCUGUUCAACGUUUCGCCUCCUGCCUGUGGAACACCGUAGGCGAGUUGUGAAGGCACAAGGAAGAUGUUUCAUCUGUCUUAAGAACUCUCACCUGGCGAAGAAUUGCAAGGCUAGGUCUUGUGAUAUAAACGAUUGCAAUGGAAAACACUCUCGGUGGCUCCAUAGCCCAGCUCCUGUGGAUCAGUCCCGAAGGAACCAUGAACAACAUGAAGAAAGCACAAAUCUGAUUCUGAAAGGUGAAGAACACAGAGAAUGA